UUUAUCUUUUGUAAAAAAUUGUACCUUUCGUUUAUUUAUUUGUUUGUUUGUUAGCAAAAACACAAAAAUUAUAAAUCAAAAAAAAAGCUAUAAAACAGAAAAAUGAGUGCUUUAGCUUAAGAUAAUCUAAGUAUUUCUCCAAAAAGUUUAUAAUAAUUCAAUGAAGAAACUCUUUAAGAUGAAGAUAGUAACAGCGAAAUGUAUCCAGCUGCUCCCAUUUCUUUAAUCAAAAAAAAGAUUUCAAAACCAGAUUCAUAGAAGCAAAAAAAAUCUGAAAGACAAAAUAACCAAAUAAAAAGGGUUAUUUUUGGGGUUAAUUCAAUCAAUAACUAUCUAAGCAUUGAAUAAUAUACAAGCUUUUUUGAUCUGUCGAUAUAAAAAUUGGUCCCUUCUCAAAAAUUGUUUUUUUUAGCAGGCGACAUGAUAGCUGAAAUGAAAGGAGUUGAAAAUGAAGAUAGAAUUUAGCUUUAUAAAUAUCAUAGAAACCACAUAUACAUUGAAAAGACUAAAAAAGGAGUUUCGUUUGAAAUUGAAAGCUUUCGCCCUUUAAAAGAUUUCUCACAACCUAUUUAUUACUUAGAAAAUCUCUAAGAUAAAGAUUCAUAUGAGUUUGCUUAAUACUUAAAAAAACAUUAAUAAGUAAUUUUUAAAAUUAGCUCAUAACUUUAAGAAAUUUAGAACUUUUAUCUGAAUGGGAUAGAGGAUUUGCAAUAUAUCAUAAAAGAAAGAUCUGAAUUUAUUAAAGAAUAAAGAAGAAAGCUCAUUGAAGAGUUUUGUUCUGAUGAUGACUUUUGCCUUGUUACAACUGAGAGCUUAUCAUUUGAAAACUAAACAAAAUCUAUUUCAAACCGCUUUAUGUCUAAGCCAUUAAUUGCACUAGUAGGAGGUAAUUAUGAUGACACUUGUUAUGAAUUUCUUAAAUAUGGAAGUUUGAAGGUUUUAGAUGAAAAUACAAGGAAUAAAAUGGAUGAGUUUUGUAUUAAAGCUACUUAAGAAGGAUUUGAUCAAUAUGAACUUUAAAUUGAUGACUUUCAGCUUAAUACUAUUGAUAAUAUAAAAAUUACUUGCAAAACUCGAAUUAGGCGCUUUAAUAUUAAUUAUCCUAAGCAUUUAUAAUUUUAAUAUUUCCCUGACUUAAAUAAAAUUGAAAAAUUCAUCCUUGUUCACCAUGAAAUUAAUUUUAAAAUAAUUUAAGAUGUACUAAAAAUAAGAUAGUAAAUGGCUGCAAAUGCUCCAUAAAAUCAACCAUUUCCUCAUAACUAUGAUUAUAAUGGGUUUAUUGAUUAUGAUAAAUUUUAGCAAAGUAUGCAAAGUUAAAUUUUUCUAGAAAAAUUUUAUUAGAAGGAAAUGGAUGAUUUAAAUAAAUAAAUAGAUUAACCCUAACAAAGUAGUUCAUCAUAAUAAACCAUUUAACUUAAUACUUAAUGA
Molecule: messenger RNA, 1428 nt
Organism: Tetrahymena thermophila SB210
Lineage: Eukaryota; Ciliophora; Oligohymenophorea; Hymenostomatida; Tetrahymenidae
Exons: 1
Source: RefSeq, a predicted model, not a curated record